Molecule: messenger RNA, 1635 nt
Organism: Megalops cyprinoides (Indo-Pacific tarpon)
Lineage: Eukaryota; Metazoa; Chordata; Actinopteri; Elopiformes; Megalopidae
Gene: gale
Product: UDP-galactose-4-epimerase
Exons: 11
Coding region: 150-1202 (350 amino acids)
Biological process (GO): beta-D-galactose catabolic process via UDP-galactose, Leloir pathway
Cellular component (GO): cytosol
Molecular function (GO): UDP-glucose 4-epimerase activity
Source: RefSeq, a predicted model, not a curated record
GAAGCGGAGGAAUAUGGUGUUAACAGGGCAAGGAUCAGACAUUAGCUUGCAGUAAUUUCAUUUUCCGGACGGAUCGGACGCUGGGGUACUGGUUACCGUUGAACUAAGACGAAGACAUUCAAAACACAGCAGACGACAAAGUGGGCAGGAUGGCGCAGAAGGUGCUGGUGACGGGUGGAGGUGGCUACAUCGGCAGCCACUGUGUGCUGGAGCUGAUCGAGGCCGGGUUCUGCCCCGUGGUCGUGGACAACUUCAGCAAUGCUGUCAGAGGAGAGGGUGAUGUUCCUGAGAGCCUGCGUAGGAUAGAGGCCAUUUUGGACACCAGCAUCGAAUUCCAGGAGCUGGACCUGCUGGACCGGCCGAGCCUGGAGAAGAUCUUCCAGAAGCACAAGUUCUCAGCAGUGAUGCAUUUUGCGGGUCUGAAGGCGGUGGGCGAGUCUGUGGAGCAGCCGCUACGGUACUACCGGGUCAACCUGACCGGAACCAUCAACCUGCUGGAGGUGAUGCAAGCUUACGGGGUACACAAUAUCGUGUUCAGCAGCUCUGCCACUGUGUACGGGGACCCCCAGCGGCUGCCCAUCGACGAGGAUCACCCCGUGGGGGGGUGCACCAACCCUUACGGCAAGACCAAGUACUUCAUCGAGGAAAUGAUCCAGGAUCAGUGCCAGGCCGAAAAGGACUGGAACGCUGUGCUGCUGCGGUACUUUAAUCCCAUCGGUGCUCACUCCUCAGGACGCAUCGGAGAGGACCCUCAGGGGAUCCCCAACAAUCUGAUGCCCUACGUCGCUCAGGUAGCUAUUGGGAGAAGGGAACACCUCAAUGUGUUUGGGAAUGACUACAACACUCCUGAUGGGACUGGAGUGAGAGAUUACAUCCAUGUGGUGGACUUGGCUAAAGGACACAUCGCUGCUCUCAAGAAGCUGAAUGAAAACUGUGGGUGUAAGGUUUACAACUUGGGCACCGGCACUGGCUACUCUGUCCUGCAGAUGGUGAAGGCGAUGGAAAAGGCCUCAGGCAGAGAGAUCCGGUACAAGAUUGCCCCACGCCGCAGUGGGGACAUAGCAUCCUGCUACGCGGAUCCCCGCCUAGCAGAGAAGGAGCUGGGCUGGAAGGCAGACUUUGGGCUAGAGAAGAUGUGUGAGGAUCUGUGGCGCUGGCAAUCCCAGAAUCCCACUGGGUUCACUAAUGGCCCAGUGUCCUGAGGCUGUCGUUUCCAACCUCACUGUACGUUGGUCACAUAACUAGACCAAGCAUCUCUCUGACUAUGAAGCCGGGCCAAAGCAAAUCAUGCAUUUUCUCAUUUUUAUGAAUACACAGGGAUUCUUUCCAGGAAAAACAACUGUGUGUGUGUCUGUACAUGUAUAUACGUGUAUAUAAUAUAUACACACACAAAAACAUAUAUAUGAAUAUAUGUAUAUUUAAACUGUAAAGAACCCUAUAAAGAAGAUGAGAAAUGAUAUCUCAUAUCAUAUUUUAUAUUGUAUUUAAAACAAUAGCCAGCUGUUUUCUUUACUCUUACAUUUCUCAUGAAAUUUGGAAGCAAAUAGGGUUGUCCACCUGUCCAUCUUCUCUGUACUUCUGUCCAUUUGCCCACCUCCUCUGUGCUUCUGUUCAUCUCCUCUAUCUUCUUUUUUA